Molecule: messenger RNA, 2940 nt
Organism: Tuber melanosporum (Perigord truffle)
Lineage: Eukaryota; Fungi; Ascomycota; Pezizomycetes; Pezizales; Tuberaceae
Exons: 3
Coding region: 1-2898 (965 amino acids)
Biological process (GO): DNA-templated transcription
Cellular component (GO): nucleus
Molecular function (GO): DNA binding; zinc ion binding
Source: RefSeq, a predicted model, not a curated record
AUGGCUAUGCUCGACCGACGGUUGAAGCGUAUGGAGGAACGGCUAAUCAAGAAUGUGCCAAAGGAAGAGGUCAGUGCUGUGCUUAGCACUACGGGGAGGUCUGUUGUAAGGCCAAGUAUUUCAACAGCUAGCGCAAGGUCCGGUGCUUCAGCAAGGAAAAGGACGGCCGCAACGGCAUUUGGGGAUGAGUUGGAUAUGUGGGCCAGAGGAGAUGGCUCAACUGCACGGAAGGGGAUAGGCAUGCCGGAGACGUGGGGCGAUGGCCCUUUGGGGAGGGUAGGUCGAACAAUAGAUGUCGACGACGGGAAUCAUGCCCUGCCUCCGAAAGAUAUUCAAGAACAUCUAGCAGAAGUUUUCUUUGAUUAUGUCUACGGCCAGCCAUAUUUCCUACUGCACAAACCUUCAUUCAUGAGGCGAUUACGGAGUGGAACCGCGCCGCCGGUAUUAAUUCUCGCUGUCUGUGCCGUAUCGGCUCGGUUCUCUAGGCAUCCAGCUGUACGCCAUGAUCCCCCCUUUCUCGCCGGGGAGGCGUUUGCGAGCGAGGCUCGACGACAGAUAUUAAAGAAAUUUGAUACCCCAAAUGUCACCAAUGUUACUGUCUGUGUAUUGCUAGGUCUUCAUGAAUUCGGUACAUGUCAGGGAGGCCGAAGCUGGGCAAUGGGCGGGAUGGCCACCCGCAUGGCGCAUGCAAUACAAUUGCAUAAAGAAGCAAAUAGCGACCCACUCGGAAAGCCACACUCAAGGCCAGCUGGCGAUUAUUUCCACCAAGACGAAGGGGGAUAUAUGUCCUUUGUCGAUAGAGAAAUCCGCCGGAGGAGUAUGUGGUCUUGCUUCAUCCUGGACAGGUUUACUUCAUCGGGGACGGAAAGGCCACAUUUGAUCGCCGAGUCGGAAGUUGAGAUUCAACUGCCGGUACAUGAUAGGAAUUUGGAAUUGGAUAUACCAGCGGUGACAGAGCAGCUUGACGGGACAGUGAAGGGUUCUGUGGGAGAGGUUGGUGAUGCCACUGAAUGUAUGGGGGUUGCGGCCUAUAUGGUGAGAGUUGUGGCUCUUUACGGAAGAGUUGUAAAAUAUCUUAACCAGGGGGGCAAAGACCGCGACCCUUGUGAAAUUUGGGAGCCAAAUUCCCAGUUUACAUCCCUUAACAAGGAGAUAGCCCGAUUUGAAGAGAACCUACCUAGUCGUUUCCGAUAUACUCCCGAAAAUAUGCAGGUUCAUAUCACAGAGCGUCUCGUUGGCCAGUUCGUUUUCGUGCAUAUUGCCCUUCACCAAGUACGACUCUUUCUCAACAAAUCAGGAGUUCCAACGCCUACCCCCCAGCGCCAGAGCACCCCUCUAGAGUUCGGAAAGAAGGCGGGGGAAAUCGCCCUGUCCUCGGCGACCGAGAUAUCACGAAUACUUUUGGAUGCCGAGGAACGUGGAGUGAUUGUGGUGGCUCCUUUCACGGGGUAUUGCGCAUUCAAUGCUAGCAUGGUGCACAUGGUGCGGAUGUUCUCAUUCUCUAAUAGAAGAGAGAUACAGGAGGAAUCGAGAAACAAUAUGCAGAUAUGUCUAAGGUUCUUGAUGCGACUAAGACAAUAUUGGGGUCUCUUCCAUGCUUUAACAGAUAAUCUCAAGAGAUUAUACCGUAAACUUGCCGACUCCCUUGCACGGGGUUCGUCGUUCCCUGAAGAAACCACCCGAACGUUGCAGUAUGGAGACUGGUUUCAAAAGUACCCACGAGGGGUGAGCGCUGGCGACUACGAAGUAGAAAUGACAUCAAAGCCCCAUACUUCAGACGAGGCCUCCACCCAAGACGCUGUGCUGAGCCAAAAGUCAAAUCUUCAAACCGCAGACGAGUUCUUUGCAAGGUUAGGACCAUCGAGACAGAAGCGGCCUCCAGCUGCCCCUCCUGCUCCAGCCCCUCCCCCUCCCAGGGUUCAAACACAGUCUUACACUCGCGCAUCUCCCUCGAUACACACACAGGGGCCCACGACUAUACAUCCUGGGAGCUCACCUACCACUUCCUUGCAUCACAGCCAAUCACCCGAAGCACAUCACUCACCAAUGGGUGCGUCUCCUGCAACAAUUCCCGCUCCAGCAAUGGCUCAAGGUCACAGUGAGAUGGAGGGGAAGCUGGACCCCCAACUACUAAGCCCACCGCAGAUAUCCAAACCGCAAAGCAUGUCCCGGCGAACAAACAUCUACCGCACAAACUAUCAGCGGCAAACCCAAAGUACCCAACAUCACCCAGCAAUCCCCUCCUUGGUGCCAGAUAUAUCCUCGCAUCAAGUUCCGUAUCCCAAUUAUCCCAGUACCCUGCCCAGGGGUCCUGCAGGUGUGGAUACAGGAGGGAUGGGUAUGCAUCACCCCCAGCCCCAUCAAUCGCACUCGGCGCAUCAAGAACACCACCCUCACCACCAUCAGCAACAACAUUCUCAAAGUGGGCCUUCCCAAUAUCUCCUUUACGACCUGUACUCUUCGGGAUCAGAUCCCACAUUCAUGAUGGCCGCAACCUCGCUUAACAGCGGGAUCUGGCCCGAGCUCCAGGGCCAAGCGAGUGGAGCGGAUGUGGAUGCCUUUACGGAACAGCCGAGCAGCGCGUGGUUCCUGCCGUUCAACUCGUGCCCUCCGAAUUUCGAGUCAGGAAUUGGGGGGAUGGGAAGCAUAGAUAUCACGGGAGACGGCGGAAGCAGAGCUGGCGCUGGUGCAGCAGCAGCAACGGUAACGGUGACGGGAGGUGGUGUCCCGGGGGCAGGUGGAGAUGACGGAGGUGGAGGUGGUGGAAGAAGUGGUGGAGAAAGUGGAACUGGGGGUGGGUUGCCGCAUCUAAUAUCUGGAAGCGGACAGGCCCUUCAGGGAGGAGGAGGAACCGGCCCGAGUGCCACUGCAUAUCAUGAUCACAAUGUACGAUUAUAAAAAAUGAGGAAAAUUAAAGCCUGAAUGAACGGCUCUCGAAAA